AUGGAAACCGUGGAUUCCUGGAAAGCGAAAGGAAACGAGUUCAUGAAAUCUCGUCAGUAUGAUAAGGCCGUGGAGUGCUACUCCAACGGAAUCAAGCUCGAUGAAAACAAUCACAUUUUGUAUAGUAACCGCUCCGCUGCCUAUCUGGCCGCAGGCAAGGUGGACGAGGCGUACGACGAUGGCGUGAAGUGCAUUGCGCUGAACCCCACUUGGGCGAAGGGAUAUUGCCGAAAGGGAGCAGCCGAGCAAGCCAGAAUGGAACUAGAAGAGGCGGCUAGCACAUACAAAGAAGGCAUGGCAAAGUGCGGAAAUGAUCCCAUGCUCCAGCGCGGUCUGGCCGAGGUAGAAAAGGCGAAAGAAACGGCCGCCAGCUUCGCCAACAUCUUCCGCGUCCCGGAUAUCGACAUCGUCAAUUCGACCCCGUCUCUCGCCUAUCUGCGCCAAGACGCGGAAUUCAUGGAGCUUCUCCGCAAAGCCGAGACGGACGCCUCGGUCAAAGAGUCCAUCACCAAAGAUCCUCGCUACACCGCCAUUCUCUACGCGCGUCUCGCCCAAAUCGACCCCAAAUUCGCCUCUUCCUUCGCCCAAGCCGCUCAGCCGACCGCUCCUCCGACCGCUCAGCCUGCUUCUCCCAAGCCUGCGCAGCCCGCUCAGCCUGCUCAGCCUGCGGAGCCGCCGGCUCCCGAGCUGUCGGAGGAGGAGAAGAAGAUCCAGGCGCUGAAGGAGGAGGGCAACGCGCUGUACAAGAAGAAGGACUUCGAGGGCGCGCUGGCGAAGUACAACGCCGCGCUAGAGGUGGACCCGCAGAACGUCACGGUGCGGAACAAUGUUUCGGCGGUGCUGCUGGAGCAGGGGAAGCUGGAGGAAUGCGUGGCGUACUGUAACGAGACCGUGGACAUCGCGCGGUCCGUCCACGCCAAGUACGAAGACGUCGCGCGCACCUACAUCCGCAUCGGAAAUGCCGAGAUGAAGCGAGAGAACUACGAGGCCGCCAAGGAGGCGUUCCUGUCGUCGCGCACGGAAAGCCCGCUCAAAGGUGUGGAGGACAAGAUCCGCCAGUGCGACCGGCUCAUCGAGGAGGCCAAAAAGCGCGCCUAUCUCAACCCCGAAGAGGCGCUGAAGGCGAAGGAGCGGGGCAACGCGCUGUUCAUGCAGAGCGACUUCCCCGCGGCGAUCCGCGAGUACGACGAGGCGAUCCGGCGCGACCCGACGAACCCGUCGUUCUACUGCAACCGCGCGACGGCGCUGAGCAAGCUGAUGGACUACGGGCGCGCGCUGGACGACAUCCAGAAGGCGCUGGAGCUGGACCCGACGUAUGUGAAGGCGUACCAUCGCCGCGGACUGAUCGAGAUGGCGCUGAAGAAGUACCAUCGGUGCUUGCAGAGCUUCGAGCGCGGGCUGGAGCUGAAUCCUGAGGACGCGGGAUGCCAGGACGGACUGCGGAAGACGCAGCAGAAGAUCGCCGAGAUGCAGACGAAGCCGGUGGACGAGGAGCAGCAGAAGCGGAAUAUGCAGGAUCCUGAGAUCCAGGCGCUGGUGAACGAUGCCACCAUGCAGCAGGCGUUGAAGGAGUUGAGCGAGAAUCCGAAGGGGUCGCGCGUGCUGGAGGAUCCCCGGAUUAAUAAGGGCUUCCAGCUGCUCGUAGCGGCAGGCAUUAUUCGAUACCAAUUUCCUGUUUGUUGCAGAAACGAAGGGUUGGAGAGAGGGGACAUGAACUGGACGAAAGCCAUUGUGUCUGGAAGUGCGGGAUUCGUGAUUGCCAUUGUGGUGGCGAUUUGCAUCGAGCGAUGCGGAGGAGCGAUCGGAGGAAUUAUCGUGUCGAUCCCGACCACGGUGGUUCCUACCUCGUACAUUUUUCUCACAGAUAACGGAAAAACGCGUGUGGAGCAGGCAGCGUCUCUCUUUGCCACUCCAAUCGGAACCAUGGCCACAAACCUCGUGUUUUUGCCAGUGUGGAAGAUUCUUCCCAGUAAAUUUAGUAAGCGUUAUAGCAACACUGCUACCACCUGGAUUACGCUCCUCUUGUCAUUCGUGGCAUGGUUCAUUGCCGCAUUCCUGGUCACUUCGAUUGAAACCUUCACGAACGAGCGAGGCGUUCCUAUUUGGCUCUUUUCGAUUUGUGUAAUGGUGCUGUGUGUGGUCAUCGGCAUUUGGCUGUGCUGGUCGCUUCCUCCCACUCCGAAGGGCAAGAAUCGGGUGAAGCCCCUCAUCCACUUCCUCCGGGGACUCUCCUGCAUGGCCUGCAUCGUCCUCAGCAGCUGGAUUAGCUCGAGUGGGUUUGGUCUUUUCGCGGGAGCCUUCUCUGGCUUCCCCGCUGUGUUCAGCACCUCGAUCGUGUCAGUCAGUCUGGCCCAGGGAGCGGCUGUCUCUACCGGCGCCAUUGGUCCCAUGAUUAUUGGAGGUUGCUCGGUUGGGUGGUAUGCGCUGCUCUGCGGUGCGUUGCACACGAACACGCAGCUUCCCGCCAUCGCCAGUAUUCUCUUGUCGUUCUGUGCGGCGGUGAUUUGCUGGAACGUUCCCUCGUACUUUUUCAUCCGGUGGAGAUGUGACAGAACGGCGUUGAAGAAGGUACUUCCCACAACAGUCGACAACACAAACAUGGCAGAGCACAAGAAGGAAGAGAAGGAGGAAGCUGCGUAAUUUGGUGGCAUUGCUAUUAAUAAUGCUGUUGUUGUUGUUGUUGUUUUAUCCGAGCUGGA
Molecule: messenger RNA, 2699 nt
Organism: Blastocystis hominis
Lineage: Eukaryota; Bigyra; Opalinata; Blastocystidae
Exons: 6
Coding region: 1-2640 (879 amino acids)
Molecular function (GO): Hsp90 protein binding
Source: RefSeq, a predicted model, not a curated record